Messenger RNA from Phyllotreta striolata, 1465 nucleotides. Lineage: Eukaryota; Metazoa; Arthropoda; Insecta; Coleoptera; Chrysomelidae. The record is from the annotation of a GenBank genome assembly.
UUGUUAAUUGAUAAGUUUAAUAAUAACUAAGAAAGGAGACAAGUAGGUUCACGGCGGUCACAAGUCCUUGUUAAUUAAUUUAAUUUCUAAACAAAUGUAUUACUUUCAAAGGGUGAUUUUAACCUUCGGAUGUUUAAUAGUUGUUAUUCAAUGUGAUGAUUUCGAGUACGACUGCAUGACGCCGAAUAUGGAACACGGAUGGUGCGUGGAAGCAAAAUACUGCAAACCAAUGGUCAAAGUUCUCACAAGUUUACAAUAUCCCGUAUCACAAAAUCUUAGGGAUGAAUUGAAUAAGUACGUUUGCAGUUCAAAUGAGGUCAUUUACGUUUGUUGCACCAGCAAUCCUAUUGUACUCCAAGCCAGGAAUUCUAAUGACGAACAAAACCAGGAUUACCAUCGAAAGUGCAAGACACCAGCCGGCGCUGAUGGCUCCUGCAUCAAUUUGAAUAGCUGCCAGCAGAUUUUAGAAGCCAUGAAGUCACUGAAACGACCGGUAUCUCCAAGUUUAAGUCAACAGAUAAUGAAAUACAAGUGCGGAAUAGAAAAUGGAGGUGUCAAGGUAUGCUGUCCGGAUGAACCGGUAACGUUCAACGAUGGUGGCUCCGCUUCAGUAACGCCGGACGUCUCCAGACACAGGAACCUACGAUUACUACCUGAUACUUGCGGGUACAAUAACGUCGGCAACGAUAAGAUUGUGAAUGGUCGAAACGCUCAAUUGAACGAGUUUCCUUGGAUGGCACUUCUUGGAUAUAGUUCGUAUCGUGGUACAGUGUAUAAAUGUGGCGGUACAAUAAUUAACGAUAGGCACAUCUUAACGGCUGCACAUUGCAUUAAAUCUCCGCAGAAUCCUUAUACUGUCAGAGUGGGAGAGUACAAUCUUGCGACUCGAAAUGACUGCGUAACGCUAUUAAACGGCAAAGUAAAAUGCUCUCCUAGGGUUCAGAAUCUGGCAGUAGAACAAAGUAUUAUACAUCCCGAGUAUAAUAAUCGAACUAUAACUAAUGACAUUGCUCUAAUUAGAGUACAAAAGAUUAGCAUAAACAUAGAAAACAUUCGACCGAUAUGUUUACCAUUAGAUAAUCUCAGAAACUCCAUUCCCGAGUAUUUAAUAGCGACAGGAUGGGGAGUAUCAGAUACCCGAUUAGGCCGAAGUAGCGAAAUUUUGCAGAAGGUAAGCAUGCCGGUGGUAGACCUUAGAACUUGUACCAACAAUUAUCGUUUAGCGAGGCGGGUGAGACUUAGUGAAAAACAAAUAUGCGCUGGAGGAAGAAAUAAUCGAGAUACUUGCAGAGGUGAUAGUGGAGGGCCGCUUCAACAGAUCAGAUUUUACAACGGACAAGCCAGAUUCAUUCAAUAUGGUGUAGUGUCGAUUGGUCCAAGAGAGUGCGGCGAAGACGAGAAACCCAGCGUCAAUACAAAUGUAGCUUAUUACAUGGAUUGGAUUUUAGAUACGUUGAUACCUUAA